ACCGAGUUGUUGGUUUUAAUCUUUCAUUCAACUUCGUACAGCAGUUUUUGUUCAAAGUACGAAUAUAACAUUUUCAUGGAAAGCACUGUACAAGUGACGGAAGAGGUGUUGCUAGCCGCCGCCGCUGUUUUCCUGUAAUUCUCGGUUAGUCACAUGUUUUCGUGCUUUCUGCCGUUUAAGUUAGGUUAAUAACAAAAAACAAUGGAAUCACAAAGUGUGUGCGUCUUCAAAGAAAAGUUUGAAAGAAAAUUAAGCGAGCAGAUUUUUAAGGAGAAUUCAGUGUCAAUUACAAGUGUAGAUAAUUAUGCACAGCUAAUAAACGAAGUGAUGGAAGCAAAAGCUAAACAAAAGAAAACGUCGCUGGACCAUAGACGAUUAAAACGAUAUGAUGUUUUGACGGUAGGAACAGCAACAAAAUUAAUAAUGCCUCUAAAUACAUCUGUAAAUAAUGAAGUGAAAUACUUUGUACAUAAUGGUGAAAUAUUCGAAAUUUUAAAAAACGCACAUAUUGAAACUGGUCAUGGUGGAUUACAUAAAAUGUAUAAUGCUGUAAAAAGUAAGUACGUUAAUAUAUGACGUCAAAUAAUUCAACUCUUCAUAAGUCACUGCGAAACAUGUGCGAAAAAAAGAGCACAUCCAAAAAAAGGAGUUGUAAUAAAACCAAUGGUUUUUAACGAAGUUAACUCACGUGGACAAGUGGACUUAAUAGACAUGCAAUCGUGCAAAGAUCGUGAUUUUAAGUUUAUAAUGAACUAUCAAGAUCAUUUGAGCAAGUUUGUAAUUUUACGUCCUUUAAAAACAAAAACAGCAGCUGAGGUUAGUUACAAUUUAAUUGAUAUUUUUUGCAUUUUUGGUGCUCCGUCAAUACUCCAGUCAGAUAAUGGACGAGAAUUUGUUAAUUGUGUCAUAGACGAAUUGACCGUCAUGUGGCCACAAUUAAAAAUUGUACAUGGCAAACCGCGCCAUUCCCAGAGUCAAGGGAGUGUAGAAAGAGCCAAUCGGGACGUGGAGGAAAUGAUAAGAGCUUGGAUGAUAGAUAACGAUUCCACUCAAUGGAGCGAAGGUUUGCGUUUUUGCCAGUACCAAAAAAAUAAUAGCUUCCAUUCUGGAAUCAAGCAAUCGCCGUUUGAAGCACUGUUUGGAAGGAAAGCCAAAUUAGGACUAGCAUCUAGUGCUCUUCCACUUCUGUUAUUGAAAGCUUGAACACAGAAGAAGAUGUAGAAGAAGUAACUGGUUCAGUGAUAAAUGAAACUUUAGUGCAAACAGAAGAAUCAGAUCAGAUUGAGGAGGAAGAUGUUCAAACUACUGAAGAAAUAUUAUUUUAUGAAGAAUCGGAUAAAUCAGAUCUGAUUGAGCAGCUAGAAACCCAAACUACUGAGGAAAUAUUACUAAAUGAAGGAACGGACAAAAUAGACCAAAUUGAAGAGAGCGAAGUCCAAACUA
Photinus pyralis (common eastern firefly) is the source of this 1443-nucleotide messenger RNA. RefSeq names its product KRAB-A domain-containing protein 2-like. The coding region runs from base 664 to 1203 and encodes 179 amino acids. The record is from RefSeq and is a predicted model, not a curated record. Lineage: Eukaryota; Metazoa; Arthropoda; Insecta; Coleoptera; Lampyridae. Gene Ontology annotation, biological process: DNA integration. The transcript has a single exon. Gene Ontology annotation, molecular function: nucleic acid binding.